This is a messenger RNA of Linepithema humile (Argentine ant), 2996 nucleotides long. The record is from RefSeq and is a predicted model, not a curated record. NCBI's taxonomy places the organism in Eukaryota, Metazoa, Arthropoda, Insecta, Hymenoptera, Formicidae.
CAGCAUGAUGUCCGGCGGGGCUGCAGACUGCGUACGACAAUGAUAGGAGAGAGAGACGACGGGUAUACUCGCGCGGCACCACCGACACUCGAUGACGUCAUACCACCGGCGGCAACAUGGAGUCCGCUGACUUACGCGCGACAACACGAUACGAACAUCACGACGCGAUCGCGAUGACUACGACGGCACCCGCCGUGCUUCGAACCGCUCGCUACUAGUCACAGCAGUGUUGUGUGCCGCUUAACCUCAAAACGUUAGCGCCCGUAGUCAAGUGAGAGAUCACAGCCAGCCGCAGUAGCGGACGCGCCCCGAGCGCAGCGGCGGCGAGACACAAACCCGAACUGAGACGAAGUCCCGGUCGAACCGCGCCGAGCCGGCCCGAGUCUUCGUUCGUUGAGCAUUUUCAUUAGUCGAAUGCUCACCCCACUAUCGGCCUGCGUACGUUCUGCCACUCUUGCCGUAACGAAAAGUCAUUCCGGCAGCGUGAACGACACGUUACGGAUGUAGUUUUCGUGCUUGUUUAGCUGUGCAAUGUUUUCUAACCUCUUUGCGCUCGUAUGCGAUUCGCCGAUCGAAAGACUCGUUCGAUCUUUUUUGUCUACGAAGCGUUUAUCUCGGUGACGCAAACGGGAUUAUUCGUAUUUUCGGUUUUUUGACUUAUUCCAUCAGUUUCGAUGACGCAGCGAAAAAGGCAUCGAGGCAGUUUACGUAGUAAUUAUCAUCCAAUUAUAAUUGCACAUGUAAUUGAAUGAUAAGCACAUGUUAGACAGCACAUUUUAUAAAUGAUAAAGUUUCUCUGACGUACUUUGAGCUCUAAUAGAGUUAUUCAUAUGUAUAGCGUAUUUCAAGAAUUCUUUGCGAAUAAAUGAAAAUGACUCCAUCACUUUACGUCUCCCGAAUAAAUCAGAUCGAUGCCGCUCAGUUGGAUGCGGAGAUCUACAAGGUGCUGAAGAAUCAAACCAAAGAAAUCGCCAAUUAUGGCGCACCUGGCAAAAUCGACAAGUGGCAAGCAGAAAUAGACGCUCUCCUGAAAUGUUUCAUCUGGAAGUUCUCGUUGCAACAAGGAUCUUCCACGUUCGGCCAGCGACUGCUCAAUCUGCAUUACGCUAACAUCAAUCAGAAGAGAGCUAUACUCUUCUUGAUUCUGAACGUUCUACCUCAAUAUUUAAAGGACAAAUUGGCCAAAGAAAAUUUAUCAGAUCACGGGAUAGUCGUCCAGAAACUAAAAUUGUUCGUCGAUUGGGCAUCAAAUGCGAUCAAUCUCCUGGAGCUCGUCAAUCUGCUGCUAUUUCUUCAUCGAGGUAUACAGUCGCGCGUAAUAGAGCUUCUGCUAGGCUUAUCCACUCAGUCAGUAACGACACAUCGACCCCGAACUAUCGGUUACUCGUACAUGACGAGAGAAUUGUUGUGGCACGGUCUAAUGGAGCUUUUUACCAUCGGCAUACCCAUGGUGAACUUCCACUACCUGAAACAUAUGAUAAUGAGACUGUGGAGGCGAAAUGAGGCAGUAGUGAGGUCAUUUCCAAUAAUGAACGCUGCGACGAAAUGCGCCUACUGCGAGGAGACUCCGAUACUGCCGUCGCACGCCAGUUGCGAACACGUUUUCUGCUACUAUUGUCUGCAAGCACAUUUUACCGCGAUGAGCAUGUUCCUGUGCCCCAGCUGCCACGCGGAGCUCCACGCCGAAGAUAUGAAGAGAUACACAGUCGCGAGUGCAUCUCCGAGUGACGACGAAGAGUCGGACGAUAGUUUCGAAAGAGUGGACAUUGGAUAAUGAACGUAUGUACAAUUUUAAUUUUAUUAAUAACAAAAGUGAAUCGUGACUGAGUGAAAUAAUGAUGGUGAAUGGGACAUAGUGCUUGAACUCUAAAUAUUUAAACUAUAAUUUUGCUAAAAACAAUUUAUAAAUUAAAUAAAAUUAAAUAAAAUUAUUAUUAUGGUGAUUAAAGAAAUUAAACUAAAUUCUGCAAGAGAAGAUUGGCAGCGAUAACUAUAAAGUGACGAACGCAGUAAAAAUGAAAAAUAAUAUUGACAUUCGCAAAAUACAGCGAAUAAACACAUUUUUAUCAUCAGAGAGUUAAAUUCUCUUCUCUCUGAAAGAAAAAUAAAACAUUAAAUUGAUUUGACGAAAAUAUCAGUAUAAAGAUGUGUCCGUGCACAAUAUUACCUUUUUUAUUAAAAAUAGCAAUAUACAAAAUCUUCUUUAUUCUUCAUUUCAAUACAACGAAUCCCGAUUUAGGGCAACUUCGACAUUCUUUUAGCUUUUUUCCUUUUUUUCAGAAACAAACAAUAAUAAUAAUAUAAUAGAUCAAUAUAUACUCUCUUGGCUCUUAUCAAAAUUAGAUUAGAUUAUCAUAUAAAAAUAUUAUGCUGCGCUGUGUAUUAUAAAACGCUUCAUCUGCCACCACGCAGGUUGACGAAUCGAUCAUUUACAUGCGACAAUGACACAUUCAUCGGCUAAUUUAUCGUUUACUUGAUGCACCUGCGUUCGAUGGGCGGGUACGUCCCCGGAUUUAUUGCACGAAACAUAUAUAAGCACUAUAGCACAGAGAAACACGCAAAACAUAUACACAUAAAUUUAACACUUUCCAUCCGCCUCUCCUGCGUUACAAAUUUCACUCAAGUUUAAACUCUUAUCAUUUUUCUUUGGAAUGUACGAUUUAUAUUACAAUUGUAUAGCACGCGCUCUCUUUACCAGUUUGCAGAAAAUUUCUUUCCAAGGAUUCCUAUAUUUUUUUUGAGGUAUCAUCGUUUACAUUUGCACGCCUUUAUUUUACUUUAAUACUAAUCUUACAUUGCAACAAAAAACAUAGAAAAGUUCACCCGAAAAAUAAUAAGAUGUAGGAAACACAUGUAUAAAUUACGCAUUCUUGUGUUUUUUUUACUUUUUAUCGCGUUUUUUUCGUUAUUUAACUUUCUCCUUAAAAUAAAUUCAAAUUUAAAGUUUUGAAUUUAGAGAUUACCGCUAUUAAUUUGUACAUAUUUUUUCGGGCAAA